AUGGGGCGUGUCAUCAGAAAUUUAGUUGAGAUGAAGGUCACUAAUUGUGCCAGAUUUUUAAUGCAGUUGGCCGUCUUCGCACUUACUACAGGUAUUUAUGUGGAUGAACCGUUAGUCUAUGACAACUUCCCGUCUGACUUCAUGUGGGCUGCGGCUACAAGCGCUUAUCAGAUCGAAGGCGGAUGGAAUGCUGACGGCAAAGGACUAAGUAUCUACGACGUCUGGAUGAACGAUCCAAAUCACGUGUCUGACGGAUCGUCCGGAAAAGUAGCUUGUAACAGUUACUACUUCUUCCAAAAGGAUAUUGAAGCCCUUCAAAAAUUAGGAGUAAUCUUAAAUGUUACUCAUUAUCGAUUUUCUAUUUCCUGGGCCCGAGUUCUCCCCAACGGCAUCGGUGAAGUUAACCAGGCAGGAAUUGAUUACUACAAAACGUUGAUAGCGGCGCUUAAAGCCGCCAAAAUCGAACCAAUGGUGACCUUGUAUCACUGGGACUUACCACAAGCACUAGAACUGAUUGGGGGAUGGCUAAAUAUAAGCAUUGUCGAUUGGUUUGAAGAAUAUUCUCGUCUCUGUUAUACUGAGUUUGGCAACGACGUGAAAUAUUGGAUCACUAUAAACGAACCAUGGGUCAUUGCAUAUCAAGGAUACGGUUCUGGAAAUACUGCGCCAGGGACAUACGGGCCAGGUACUUACACCUAUCAGGUGGGUCACCAUAUUAUUUUGGCUCACGCCAGAGCAUAUCGAGCAUAUGAAACCUCAUUCAAACCAACUCAAAACGGGAAAGUUGGAAUAACGGUUAAUAUCAACUGGUACGAUCCGAAAGACGACCAAUUAGAAAAUAUUGAAGCGGCCGAAAGGGCAUUGCAAUUUCUUGGAGGUUGGAUUGCCAAUCCCAUUUACGGCACUGGAGAUUAUCCAGACGUCAUGAAACAAAAAAUCGGCAAUAAGAGCGCACAACAAGGAUUUAAUCAAUCGCGACUACCGGAAUUCACGGCUGAACAAAAGAUUUUGGUACAAGGCAGUGCAGAUUUUUUUGGACUUAACUAUUAUACCAGUUACCUGACCGCUAAUAAGAUUCAAGAUAUAUCAAUAAUCGAUUAUGGUUACGACCAAGAUAUCGAGAGCUAUUCUGACCCAACUUGUUAUCAGUAA
This is a messenger RNA of Daphnia pulicaria, 1152 nucleotides long. Its product is annotated as lactase-phlorizin hydrolase-like. Bases 1 to 1152 code for a protein of 383 amino acids. The record is from RefSeq and is a predicted model, not a curated record. Gene Ontology annotation, molecular function: beta-glucosidase activity. Gene Ontology annotation, biological process: carbohydrate metabolic process. Lineage: Eukaryota; Metazoa; Arthropoda; Branchiopoda; Diplostraca; Daphniidae. The transcript has 10 exons.